UUUCACUUUGAGGAGACAAAAAAGCAAAAAACCGGAAAUUUUAUCAAUACUUAAACAGUUUUAUCGGUUGAAAUCAAGCAAAUGAGCAUCUUAUUUUCUGGCCAGCAGAACUGAUUCGCUUAGAUUUGUCAUUUUCACAUUUUGUUUCUCCAAGCAAUUUAAUUGUUGAGCUGACUUGGUCUGAUUUCAACAGCCAACUCCUUAUAACAAUCAGAUCAAAGCUCUUUGUAAAUAAACUCCAUUCUUCAUACUUUAACAUUCACUGGUUGUGGCUUCAUCGGACAUCAUUUGCUAAACAACUAAACAAUUCAUCAGUAAAUAUAAUCAUGGCUAAUCAUCUGUAUAAUACUUUUUCACUUGUGUUGAUUGUUUGCUUUAUGUCCAGCUGUUUGGCAACAAUCCUUCGUGACUGUGGCUCUGACAACGGUCGACUUAAUAGUUUAACUGUCCCUGGAUGUACAUUCAACGAUGAUGAGGAUAAAUGUGUUUUGGUGAAAGGUGAAACAGCCUCAAUGACAGCUGAUUUUCAAACCUAUAACCAAACUGCCAAGGCUGAUGUCAAAAUUUGGGGCAUCUUAAUGAGAACUGUUAAAGUACCUUUUUCCAUUGCUUCUGACGCUUGUACCAAUUGGGGAGUUAAAUGUCCAAUCGAAGCCAACUCUGUUUCAACCAUGACAAUCAGUUUACCAGUCAAGAAUGAAUAUCCAUCGAUCCCAGUUGACAUUGAGAUUUCUUUGAUGGACGAUGAAAAUAAAUCCAUUUUCUGUGUCAAAUUUGCAGCUGUACUCAAACCCAAAUCUAAAGCAUAAUAAUCGCCAGUGAACUAUUUGUAUAUAUUUCAAAUUGUAACAUGAUUAAUGUGACUGGUUGCUUAAAUCGUGAUUAAAUGAGACAAAAAAUAUGGAAAUAUGAGGUUGAAAUAAAAUGAGAAUGCAAAUGAACAUUAUUUUUCAAUAAAACAAUCUUUUACCUGCCA
Molecule: messenger RNA, 976 nt
Organism: Tetranychus urticae (two-spotted spider mite)
Lineage: Eukaryota; Metazoa; Arthropoda; Arachnida; Trombidiformes; Tetranychidae
Product: NPC intracellular cholesterol transporter 2 homolog a
Biological process (GO): sterol transport
Molecular function (GO): sterol binding
Source: RefSeq, a predicted model, not a curated record